Aspergillus glaucus CBS 516.65 is the source of this 600-nucleotide messenger RNA. RefSeq lists its product as uncharacterized. Bases 1 to 600 code for a protein of 199 amino acids. Lineage: Eukaryota; Fungi; Ascomycota; Eurotiomycetes; Eurotiales; Aspergillaceae. The transcript has 3 exons. The record is from RefSeq and is a predicted model, not a curated record.
AUGUCUGCCGCCAAAACUGGCGCAAAGCCAGAAAAAACCAUGUCGUCGCGACUGAUGACCAUGGGGUUCAUGCAACGCUCUGCAGCCGCUAAUAAAUCUCGAACCUCAACAGAAGGAACCCGAACCCCAGAAUCCAAACGCACCAGACUCUCCACCGAAGCAUCCCCAGAACCUGCCGCAAAACCAUCCUCGGACCUAGAAGCAAUAUCAGCUGCCAUUGCCGCGGAGGAAGAAAAGCGCAGGGAAGCAUUGUCGAAACAAGCUGCGGAAGCCGGAGAUACGGAAUGGGUUCUUGAUUAUCCGGGUGUACAGCAAGCUGCGCGGCCGAUUGUUGUCGCGGCUGGGUCAUUGGACGAUGAUGACGAUGAAGAGAGUUAUGGGGGUAGACAGGCUUAUGGGAACUUUAAGCACAAGAAGAAGACGGGUGUGGCAUAUGGAAAUCCUGGCGAAGAGGAAUUGAACGGAACUCAGCUCGAGGAAAGGAGUAAACUCAGGGCUGAAAUGAAGCAGGAGGCCAAAUCUUCAGCUGGCAUAUCGGGAGGAGGAGGUCGUGGAGGGUUGUCUGGAAACAGUGCGCAAAAGAAGCGCAAGCACAAAUAA